Molecule: messenger RNA, 1203 nt
Organism: Canariomyces notabilis
Lineage: Eukaryota; Fungi; Ascomycota; Sordariomycetes; Sordariales; Chaetomiaceae
Exons: 5
Coding region: 1-1203 (400 amino acids)
Source: RefSeq, a predicted model, not a curated record
AUGCUCCUCUCACGUAUACUCACCGUGGUGGUUGCUCUGGCAGCCAAAGUGACGGCCCAAGAUGACAUCCAUGAGACCACAUCUCCAACGCCUACCGCAACCGAAUCACUGAGUUCAUCAAGUGUAUCAUCGACGACGUCAAGUUCAUCCGGGCCAGCAACAAUUGCUAUAGCAGUUGGCGCGAAAGGGCAUGUAUUCACCCCUAAUGAAGUCAAAGCCAAUGUCGGCGAUAUUAUCAGAUUCAACUUCUACCCUGGUGGCCAUCGGGUUGCCCGCGCGGCGUUCCAAUGGCCGUGUAUUCCAUACGAGUAUGCCACCACCAACAAGGCGGGCUUCUACACUGGCAGAUUUGACCCUCAGGUUAUCACAAACCCGCCCCCGCAUUUUGAUGUCAGGGUGAACGACACUGAGCCCAUAUUUUACUACUGCGCAGCACCAGGGUCCUGUAUUGACUACCACAUGAUCGGCGUCAUCAACCCCAAUUCGACACACACCUUCGAAGCCCAGCUGGAGGCUGCCAGGAACGCCCCGUAUCAACUCGCUCCAGGGGAACCAUUCCCAACCGAAACCGCCAGCCCUAGGCCGACUCAAUCUUCAUCUGGCUACGGCUCCCAAUCCGACCCGUACUCUUCAGGGAAUGAAAGCGACGGCAACAGCAACAGCAACAGUGGCGACGGUGGUAGCAGCGGAGGAGGCGGCGGCGGCGACGGUGGUUCGGCCCUCAGCGCGGGCGCCAUAGCGGGCAUCGCCAUCGGCGGGGCCGCCGUGCUCAUCCUCGCCGGGGCCAUCAUCUACCUCUGCGGCCGCCGGGGCGGGUUGGAAAAGGGGUUCCGCAAGUCAAUGGCAGUCGCCGCGGCUCCCGGCGUGCUCGAAGCAAACUACGGAGGGGGGCCCAAAAGCCCCGGGCAGGCGAGCAUGUCAACCUUUGCUGCGCCCGACGGCCGACAUGCGUCCUUUUUUGGACAGCAAAGUGCCAUGUCUCAUCCGCUGUCGCCUACUACUGCUCAGUUUGCGUUCGCUGGUGGCCAGGGAGGAUACGCCGCUGCAGAUGCGCAGGGGUAUCAUACCCCCCGGCAACCCUCGCCAGCCAUGCCGCCACCGCCGGCCGAACUUCCUACUCAGGAUGCUCCCAACCCCGUGCCGUCGCCACCUCCCGGCUAUGCUCCGCCCGGGGGUUCCUGGGCACCCGGCGUGAAGCCGUAA